Molecule: messenger RNA, 522 nt
Organism: Saccoglossus kowalevskii
Lineage: Eukaryota; Metazoa; Hemichordata; Enteropneusta; Harrimaniidae
Product: adenosine receptor A1-like
Biological process (GO): G protein-coupled receptor signaling pathway
Cellular component (GO): membrane
Molecular function (GO): G protein-coupled receptor activity
Source: RefSeq, a predicted model, not a curated record
AUGUACUGUUGUAUCUUCCAUGUUGCCAGGAAACAAGCAAGGAAAAUAGCAGUCACGCAUCAAUCUGUAUUUGAAAGACCGGGAAUCAGACACAGAAAACGAACCUUUACCGAUGAAACCAAGGCAGCGAAGGUUCUCUGUCUAGUUUUAGGGUGUUUUUUACUGACGCUGUUGCCUGGUGUUAUUUCAAUAAUUAUUGACAUACUAUUUGGAUCAGUGUCCACGGAGUGGUCCUAUUUUACCAAUCUCAUAGCAUUUAGCAACUCGGCCAUGAACCCUCUUAUAUAUACGCUAGGUACCAAGCAAGUUCGCACGGCGUUAAAGAAGCGGUAUUUCAAGUGUUGCAAUAGAAGACCGAAACAGACGGCACACUGCGACGCUGUCACGGCCGUGAGCUUACGUGCUACUGCAGGGGCCUGUAACGUAAGUGUUGUCCUUGAGGACUUGGAAAAGAAGGAUUCUGAACAAUGUCAGACGCCAAAUAUAAACGAAAUAAUAUACGAGGAACAACCAUCACCAUGA